AGUGGACUUAGUUGCUAGCGUAGUUUCAAUUAAUGGACAACCGACAACACUGUGCAACAAUCAUUCAAAAAGCAUGGUUCUCUUAUCACAACAAACAGAUAUUUAAGAUAUUUAAAUUUGCAAUAAAAAUCUUGGUUUGUAAACAUUUUUUACAUUAAGUUCUAGGAAAACCUGCCAAAAAAACAUCUCCUUAAAUUACUUUUGCCUGAGGACUACCGAAUUUUAAACUCAGAUAGAUUAUGUGACACGGCUGUUUUAUUUAGGUAACUAAUAGUAUCAUUAUUACUUCGAAAAUUUUGGUUGGAUGGGGUAAAAUUUCCACCGGUCAUAUGUUUCAAAGUAAAUGUGAAGAAUAUUUCUUGUUCAUUUACUAAUAUUUCUCCUGUGAGUUUAUUUAAUGCAAACAAUAUUACGAAGUGUAUCGUGCAAUCAGUCGGUAGAAGAAAAUACCUCGAUCUAAUGUUUGAAGAUUCAAGUGCUUAUUUUCAACCUCAUUUUAUGAAAGAAAGGUGUCUUUCAGAUGUUCUAAUUACACGAAAGCGUUUCAUUGAAGAACUUCCGGCUGCCUACGGAGGGCAUCAGAAUCACUGGCGUCAUUUGGAUGGUAAAGUUGUCGAAAGGUUGGAUUAUUUAUCUGAUGUACUUGAAUUACCAUCACUGAACUGCAAGCCAAAUUUGAAGCGUAUUAUCAACUUGCUUACUACAACAGUACAGCCUGAAGUAUUAGGUCCGAUGUCACGAUACAAACUGCUUCAAAUGAAACAAAAAUUGGUUCAAUGUGGUAAGGCACAGAAUAAAUUAGAGCAACACAGAAAGAAAACCCAAAAACAGAUGAAUUAUUUUAAUAGUUACAAUAAAGUCCCGAGAAAUAUGAAUUGUAUACAGAACUCACUCAAUAAAAAAACCGAUCUGCUUGCUCAUGAAUAUUUGGAUGAAAUGUCUGAUAAACUAGAAGAAGCAGAACAGUUGUACAAAUGGAGUCAAUGUCUACCUCAGUUGUGAUUUAAAAGAACAGACUUUGUUUACUAAGACUAUGUUUUGAGUAAAAGAGAAAAAAAUAGAGAAAUAACUUU
Molecule: messenger RNA, 1073 nt
Organism: Schistosoma guineensis
Lineage: Eukaryota; Metazoa; Platyhelminthes; Trematoda; Strigeidida; Schistosomatidae
Source: the annotation of a GenBank genome assembly